Molecule: messenger RNA, 1301 nt
Organism: Sinocyclocheilus anshuiensis
Lineage: Eukaryota; Metazoa; Chordata; Actinopteri; Cypriniformes; Cyprinidae
Product: translocation protein SEC62-like
Exons: 9
Coding region: 96-1301 (401 amino acids)
Biological process (GO): post-translational protein targeting to membrane, translocation
Cellular component (GO): endoplasmic reticulum; endoplasmic reticulum membrane
Source: RefSeq, a predicted model, not a curated record
AAGAAGUGACUGAUCACGGGCAAUUCGAAAUAUCGCGAGACUUCCCUCCCCACUCUGUUCGUGACCACGUCAAGGGAACCCAGAAGUUAGAAAUCAUGGCGGAGCGCAGGAGACACAAGAAGCGAAUUCAGGAGGUCAGUGAACCUGCCAAGGAUGAGAAGGCAGUGGCCAAGUACCUGCGCUUUAACUGCCCCAACAAAUCCACCAACAUGAUGGGACAUCGAGUGGAUUACUUUGUCGCUUCUAAAGCAGUCGAAUGUCUGCUGGAUUCAAAGUGGGCCAAAGCAAAGAAGGGCGAGGAAGCUUUGUUCACAACCAGAGAGUCGGUGGUGGGCUACUGCAACAGGCUCCUAAAGAAGCAGUUUUUCCACCGAGCCCUGAAAGUGAUGAAGAAGAAGCCAGAGAAAGAUGCAAAGAAAGAGAAAGAGAAAGAAAAAGAUAAGGCUAAAAGUGACAGUGGCAAAGAAGAGGAGAAAAAAAGCAAAAAGGACAAAGAUAAAAAGAAGGACUCUGAGGCUGUAGACACAAAGAAGGAAAAAAAUGAUGACAGUCCAGGAUCUCCGAAGAAGAAGAAGGACGUGAAAAAGAAAUUCAAGCUGGAACCUCAUGAGGACCAACUGUUCUUGGAUGGCAAUGAGGUUUAUUUUUGGAUUUACGAUCCAGUCCAUUUCAAAACCUUUGCCAUGGGCUUGAUUCUAGUGAUUGCCGUCAUCGCAGCCACUCUGUUCCCGCUGUGGCCCGCUGAGAUGAGAGUUGGUGUGUAUUACCUGAGCGUGGCAGCGGGAUGCUUCGUCGCAGGCAUACUUCUCCUGGCCAUUGCUCGCUGCAUCCUGUUCAUGAUCAUCUGGUUAGUGACCGGUGGCCGUCAUCACUUCUGGUUCCUACCGAACUUGACAGCCGACGUGGGCUUUAUCGACUCCUUCCGUCCCCUCUACACGCACGAAUACAAGGGUCCGCGCUCCAGCUCCAAGAAAUCCAGCAGCGAGAAAUCCGACAACAAGGGUGCAGAUUCAAGCAAAGCGCAGAAAUCAGAUAGCGAGGACAAAUCGGACAGCGAGAAGAAAGACGGCGAUGAGGAAGAGGAUGAAGACGACAAUAAAGAAAUUGAGGCGAGCGAGGAAGCAGGUGCAGAACGUCAGUCGGACACAGACAGUGACAGACGAGAGGAUGAAGGGUCGCAGCACAGCAACGGCAACGACUUUGAAAUGAUCACCAGAGAAGAGCUGGAGAGUCUCCCUGACCCCAUGUUUCUCUGGUUUACUUCAUUUUUCUUUUUCGUUCAUGUUAACUAUCUAAUGUAA